Molecule: messenger RNA, 699 nt
Organism: Boeremia exigua
Lineage: Eukaryota; Fungi; Ascomycota; Dothideomycetes; Pleosporales; Didymellaceae
Product: acyl-CoA N-acyltransferase
Exons: 1
Coding region: 1-699 (232 amino acids)
Molecular function (GO): acyltransferase activity, transferring groups other than amino-acyl groups
Source: RefSeq, a predicted model, not a curated record
AUGGACUCCCCGUCUGGAACUCCGCAACCCACCGCAAUGCUCGACCCAACCUUCCACAUCACAGCCCCGCGCCUGCACCUCUCCUACCUCGACCCCACCAACGACGCCCACAUGGCCUUCGCCGUGCACCUCUACAGCUCCCCCGAAAUGCUCGCCGUCGCCGCCCAAACCGGCGCCAGCGUGGCCAAACCGCAGACCAUCUCCGACGCCCGCGCCGCCCUGCUGCCCGCCAUGCAGCGCCUCGCCACCACAGGCCGCGGACGCUACAUCAUCUCCCUGCGCAACCCGGACGUCGCGUUCGUCGAUGAGCAAGACCGCGAGUUCAUCGGCAUCGUGUCCAUGCAGCAGCAGCGCUACCCAGCGCGCCCGUGCCCCGCGCUGCCGGACCUCGGCUUCGGGCUGCUGGCGAAGUACUACGGGAAGGGGUACGCGGGCGAGGCGUGCGGCGCGCUGAUGCAGCAUUUCCGGGAGACGAAGGGGUGCGCGCGGUUUGCGGGGUUUACGCACCCGGAGAAUGUGCAGAGCCAGAAGCUGUUCCGCAGCUUGGGGUUUGAGGAUAGGGGGGUCAUGGAUGUGGCGGGGAUUGUGGGGAAGGAGGGGGAUGCGGCGAGGGUCUCGGUUUGGGUGAAGGGGGCGGCGCCUGAGGUGGAUCUGGGUGAGCUGGGGAUUGGGCCGGGGAGCGAGGGGAGGGGCGAGUGA